AUGGGCCAGAGUCAAAGACGCGGCGGGCGUCGCGACCACAGGCUCCCUGAGGACCUCACCGUGCUCAGGGCGGACGAUGACACAGGCUCCCAGCGGCAGCGGGAAACGGGUCCUACCGGCAGCCGGAGGCCGGGAGGAAGGAGGAGAAAGCGCAGGCCCGGCCCCUCCGCCGAGCGGAAUGCACGUCGGCGGCAGCGGCGGCGGCGGCGGCGGCGGCGGCGGCAGCGGAACAGGCGGGCCAGGCGCCGGGCUGCACCUGCGCGCAAGCCGCGCGCCCCACCCCGCUCCGCCCCGCGCUCCCCCCAUCCCGUCCCGCCCAUUGGUUUGGCCGCGGGAGGCGGGAGAGGGUGGGAGGAGUCGCGCGGCGCCCGAGCUGGCGGGAGCUGGAAAACCAUCCUUGCAGGCCUGAGCCGGUCACGCAGGAGCGCGCGUCUUCCGCCAUCCCUAUACGUGGGGCUUCUCGGCCCCGGAUCUCCGCUUCCUUACCGGUGCGCGCCCCCGUGUUUCUCGCACACGCUCGCUUGCCGCCUUCCAGCCCCACACUUCACCCGCCGCUUCACCUCGAAGCACCCUCGGCCUGACCGCCCGCGCGGAGGCGGGUCGCCUGAGGUCUGGCGAUCAGCCGCGCCAGCCCCGCUUGGCCGCCAGCUGAGUCCUCGGGGACCACGGCCCCAGCUCGCCUCCUUUUCCUAUAACGCUCUUCAGUCAAUCCAGAUGUUUACAGGAAAUACAGUGGAUGGGAGGACAAGUUGAAUUACACUAUGAAGAAACAGUUAUCCAAAUCCAGAAGGUAAGACAUUCUACAGGGUAACUGACCUGAUUUUGUCAACAAGUCAAUGGCAUGAGAAAAUAAAGGGAAAGACGACUGUUCUAGAUUAAAAGAGACUUAAUUACAACAAAAUGGAAUGUGUUAACCUUGUUUUAAUGCUGAUUUGAACAAACCAACCAUAAAAAGUGUUUUUGAGAUAAUCAGAAAAAUGUGAUCAUUAUCAAUGAGGGAUAUUAAUGAAGUAGUGUUAACUUUUAGGUGUGAUGAUAUUAUAAUAUGUUUUUUUAAGUCCUUAUUGUUUAGAUAUAUACAGAAGUAUUUAAGGGUGAAAUGAUAGAGAAACGUCAGACAUUUGCUUUUAGAAAUACAGAAGAGAAAGGAAAGAGGAAGGAAGGGAGGGAGUGAUAAAUGAUAGAUAUGGCAAAAUGUUGAUAAUUGUUGAGACUGCUAGGCCAAAAGUUCUCAAAAGUAGUCCCCAGACCAGCAGCGGUAGCAUCAUUUGAGAAUCUGUUAGAAAUGCUAAUUUCUAAACUCUGAGGGUAGGGCCCAGCAAUUUAUAGUUUAACAAACCCUCCAGUUGAUUCUGAUGCAACUAAAGUUUGAGAACCACUGUGCUGGACAAAAGGAGGUCUGAGAAUUUUAAGUGUUGAAUAUUUUUCAGUAUGUUUGAAAACUGUUAUUAUAAAAAGAAAGUUAAAAAAAAAAACACAAGCAUUUGUGGUAUAUGCAAGAGUCUGAAGGAGAAUAAAUUGUAACUACCUGCAGGGGUUUGUCAUAGCAUAAAUAACCCUAAGAAGUGAAUUACAGGGCAUGUGAAUUAUCUCUCAAUAAAGCUGUUUGACAGAGAAAGUAAGUUAGUGUGUUUUUCUGUGGAUCUCCUUGAAGGUGCCUUUCUAAGGCUUGUAUUUUAUUUUUUUUUUUAAGACAGGCUUCCCUUUCAUUCUCUCCUUUAAUAAGCA
Messenger RNA from Orcinus orca (killer whale), 1728 nucleotides. Its product is annotated as serine/arginine repetitive matrix protein 3-like. Lineage: Eukaryota; Metazoa; Chordata; Mammalia; Artiodactyla; Delphinidae. The coding region runs from base 1 to 753 and encodes 250 amino acids. The record is from RefSeq and is a predicted model, not a curated record. The transcript is spliced from 2 exons.